Bathycoccus prasinos is the source of this 1317-nucleotide messenger RNA. RefSeq lists its product with no specific name. Gene Ontology annotation, cellular component: nucleus. Gene Ontology annotation, biological process: mRNA splicing, via spliceosome. Gene Ontology annotation, molecular function: RNA lariat debranching enzyme activity. The record is from RefSeq and is a predicted model, not a curated record. Bases 1 to 1317 code for a protein of 438 amino acids. Lineage: Eukaryota; Viridiplantae; Chlorophyta; Mamiellophyceae; Mamiellales; Bathycoccaceae. The transcript has a single exon.
AUGAAGAUUGCGGUCGAGGGGUGUUGCCACGGCGAACUGGAAACCAUUUACGCAGCCAUGGAGAAAAUUGAGAAGAAAGAAGGCAUCAAAAUCGACUUGUUGAUAUGUUGCGGUGAUUUUCAAGCCAUACGGAACAAGCGCGACUUGGAGUGCAUGUCGGUGCCGAUUAAAUAUCGCGAGAUGGGGACUUUUUACAAGUAUUACAGCGGAGAGUUGAAAGCGCCGUACCCGACUCUGUUCAUCGGAGGCAAUCACGAGGCGUCUAAUUACUUGUGGGAACUCUAUUACGGCGGUUUCGGAGCGCCAAAUAUUUACUAUUUAGGACACUCUGGAUGCAUUAAGUUUGGCGAUUUACGCAUAGCUGGUUUGUCUGGAAUAUAUAAACAGUACGAUUACAGGAAAGGACACUUCGAACGACCGCCUUAUACGCAGGAUAAGCAAGUAAAAACGGCGUAUCACGUGCGAGAGUUUGACGCGUUCAAGUUGAAACAGAUUCGGGAACCGGUGGAUGUGUUUUUGUCUCACGAUUGGCCGAGAGGGAUUGAAAAGUUUGGUGACAUUCAAGAUUUGUUAAGGAAGAAGAAGUUUUUGAAGGAAGAUAUACAGAAGAAUCAGUUAGGAUCGGUUCCUGCGAUGGAGAUUUUGAAACAGUUGAAACCGACGUAUUCGUUUUCGGCGCAUUUGCACGUAAAAUUUGAAGCGAUGAUAAGUCACGAGAACGGAGCAUCGACGCACUUUUUAGCCUUGGAUAAAUGCAUACCACACGCACCGAAUAGACAAUUCUUACAGGUGAUCGAUUUACCGGAGAAGAGUUCGGAUGGAGGGUUUCAAUUAGAUAUGGAAUGGUUGGCGAUUACAAAAGCGAACCAUGCUUUUCAAUCCUUCACAAAGGCGCCGGCGAAACUUCCCGAUUAUGGAGUGCCGGAAUCGGUUGAUUUAACCAAUUCAAUUGAGUUUGUGAGGAACAAAAUGGAAGGAAUCAGGAUGCCUGAAUUUGUGGAGACGGUUUCACCGCACGAUGCGAGCGUGAAGGCGAGACAACCACCUCCGGAAAAAGUCGAAAGGAACCCGCAAACGGUUCAGAUGUUGGAGAUGUUAGAGCUAGAUUUUAAGUUAGACACGGGAGGAGAUCAUUUUGGAAACAAACCGUAUUCUUCUUCUUCGGCGACGAGAUAUCGAGUUCCAGGCGCGGGGCCGUUUACUUUGCCGGGAACGCAAGGAAUGCCUCCAAUGGGCACUCAAUACCCUCCACCGCCUCCUCCGCCUCCCCCUCCAGUCGUCAAAGAUCCAGACGUUAUAGACUUAGAUGAUAUUUAG